Messenger RNA from Trachymyrmex cornetzi, 216 nucleotides. Its product is annotated as calcium-binding mitochondrial carrier protein Aralar1-like. The coding region runs from base 1 to 216 and encodes 71 amino acids. The transcript has 3 exons. The record is from RefSeq and is a predicted model, not a curated record. Lineage: Eukaryota; Metazoa; Arthropoda; Insecta; Hymenoptera; Formicidae.
AUGUUACAGGGUUCCUCGGGGUAUUUAAAGCGUGCAAAUACUGAACGACUCCAUGAAAUUUUUAACCAGUACGCCUCACAGGAGAAGAAUGGUGAGAGGUUCAUGACUGCGUCGGACUUUGUACGCAGUUAUCUUGGCCUUUACACGGAUGCCGAUUAUAAUCCCGAUUCUGUCAGUUUACUUGCUGGUAUCGUCGAUACUAGCAAAGAUGGCUAA